AAGAUGGAGGCUUCAGCUGGUCAAGGAACUGUUUUUGCACCAUCGUUGGAAGGAAUGAAGCAUGUCAGAUCCGAUAACGGAGAAAUACUCACUAAACCUUUCUUGGACGUCUGCAAAUUGAUUUUGCCUGUUAUUGAUAAGUUUGGAGCUGCUAUGGCCCUUGUAAAAUCUGAUAUCGGUGGUAACAUAACGAGAUUGGAAACCAAAUAUCUGUCAGAUCCAUCUAAAUACAACCAAUUUUACACUAUGGUUCAAGAGGAGGUUGAUGCUAAAACAGCAAAAGGAUCAUCAAGUUGUGCCAAUGGUCUUCUUUGGCUGACCAGAGCAAUGGAUUUCCUGGUGGAACUUUUCCGGAAUUUACUUACACAUCCAGAUUGGACAAUGUCACAAGCCUGUACAGAUUCCUAUGGCAAGACACUGAAAAAAUUUCAUGGCUGGCUUGCCAGUUCAAGUUUCACUAUUGCCAUGAAGCUUGCUCCAGAUAGGAAGAAGUUCAUGGAAGUAAUAGCUGGCACAGGCGAUGUUGCUGCUGACAUGGAGGAAUUUUGUACAACCUUUCCUCCAUUUCUUGAAGAGAAUCACAAGUUCCUGGCUAGUGUUGGUCUGGAUGAUAUGAAAGCUUCAUAAUUGAGGAGUUCCUUCUGAUGCCUGCCAGUGGUUUUGGUUCUUUUCUCCCUAUUGAUUUGGCUUCAAAAACUUUAGACGGGAGAAAUAAUUAGCCACUUCAAAAUUUACAGCUAUACAACUCUUCUAUUCAACCUUUUCUGUGUAACUUGUGUUAUGACAUGCUCACUCUUUUCUUUUA
This is a messenger RNA of Populus nigra (black poplar), 805 nucleotides long. Its product is annotated as glycolipid transfer protein 1. The coding region runs from base 4 to 627 and encodes 207 amino acids. The record is from RefSeq and is a predicted model, not a curated record. Gene Ontology annotation, biological process: ceramide transport; intermembrane lipid transfer. The transcript has 6 exons. Gene Ontology annotation, cellular component: cytosol; membrane; cytoplasm. Gene Ontology annotation, molecular function: ceramide 1-phosphate binding; ceramide 1-phosphate transfer activity. NCBI's taxonomy places the organism in Eukaryota, Viridiplantae, Streptophyta, Magnoliopsida, Malpighiales, Salicaceae.